Molecule: messenger RNA, 2003 nt
Organism: Oncorhynchus kisutch (coho salmon)
Lineage: Eukaryota; Metazoa; Chordata; Actinopteri; Salmoniformes; Salmonidae
Product: rho-related GTP-binding protein RhoN
Exons: 5
Coding region: 323-1027 (234 amino acids)
Biological process (GO): small GTPase-mediated signal transduction
Molecular function (GO): GTPase activity; GTP binding
Source: RefSeq, a predicted model, not a curated record
CCAACUCGGUCUCGUCGGGGUGAGUGUGUACCGGCAAGGCGUGGCCAAUUAAAAAGUCGAGUUUGAAGGGAGGGACCCGCGUGCUGCUGCUGAGUGUUGAGGCGAGCAAAGCGGGUGUAAACCGGCAUAGAGAGGAUAGCUAGUGUAACGGUGGGAACCGAGGGCUUCACGGGGUGGACAGGGGAGGACAACCGGGGGAGGACACAUAGUAGUACGCGCCACAACCGGGGCAUGUACCUGCUGGUUUUUCCUUGAGUUCCUUAUAUCCACAUCGGAUGGUGAAUGAAACCGAUCCGCGUCCAGAACAGACACACUGACAAAUAUGGAAAGUCAAGGCAGCCGCUGUAAGAUCGUGGUGGUCGGAGAUACGCAAUGUGGUAAAACGGCGCUCCUACAUGUUUUUGCGAAGGACUGUUAUCCCGAGAACUAUGUCCCCACCGUUUUUGAAAACUACACGGCCAGUUUUGAAAUCGACAAACAGAGGAUUGAGUUGAACAUGUGGGACACGUCAGGUUCCUCGUAUUAUGACAACGUGCGGCCGUUGGCCUAUCCUGACUCAGACGCCGUGCUCGUCUGCUUUGACAUCAGUCGCCCAGAGACCCUGGACAGUGUCCUGAAGAAGUGGCAGGGGGAGACCCAGGAGUUCUGUCCCAAUGCCAAGGUGGUUCUGGUGGGUUGUAAGCUGGACAUGAGGACAGACGUGGGCACCCUGAGAGAGCUGUCCAAGCAACGCCUCAUCCCCAUCACACACGAACAGGGUAGUGGGUUGGCCCGUCAGAUAGGUGCGGUAGCCUACGUGGAGUGCACCUCCAAGGUGUCGGAGAACAGCGUACGGGACGUGUUCCACAUCACCACGCUGGCGUCUGUGCGGCGGCCACACAAGCCUCAGCUGAAACGCAGCAGCUCCCGCCGGGGCCUCAAACGGGUGUCCCAGCUGCCCCUGCCCCCCCUGCCUGGUCGGACUGAUACCCUGGAUCCUGCCCCUGCCAUGCAGAAGGACCGGGCCAAGAGCUGUGUGCUCAUGUAGAGAUCCACCAAGACAAAUCUAUAUAUAUAUACAGUACAGUAUGAUACACAGAAAUAUAUGACAGACAGAGGAACUCUAUUUAUUGAUUUUGUUUUGUUCAAUUUUAUUUAAUAAAAAAAAAAAAUCCUCUAUUAUUCUCGUUUUGCACUGCUGAGGAUCAAGGACAAAAAAAGAAAAAAAUAUGCUUUUGUGUGUGUUUGCGAAUCGUUUUGGAGCUGUUUACAUUAUUAUUAUUAUUUUUUGACUGAUGGACGGUGAAGUGGACUGGUUUCCUCGAGGCAAAGUCUCAGGGUGGAGAGAGGAGAGGAGGGGAAUAGGAAGUUCUGCAUGGUCCUGGGGCAGGGUUUGUGGAGUGCACUGACUGGGGGGGAUCAAUCCUUCACACAAGGACGGCACAACAGCCAUCUUUACUGGACGGCUGGAGGAGAAGACUUUCAUUCUGUGGAGAAGGUAGUGGAGGAGUUGGAUCAGGAAGAUGGAACAAGAAACGUCUCACUGGACAAUGGACAUGGUUGCUUUUGCUAUGCUAUAUUGUGAUGAUACUUCCUGUUGCCAUGUGUGAAUAGAAACGUGUAAGAACAAAAAUGCUGAAAAGGGACUCUUAUUGAGCGGGUAAAUGAUGGGAGUAGGUCAAACAGACAGAACUACAGAAGUCAGUUGGACGUUGCUUUUGUAACCAGAGUUAACAUGAAGAAUGUGCAGAGUUUUCCUCAGAUUAUUCGAACCACAAGUGCUUUCUAGAAAAAAGUCACUUUACAUAUCUGUUUUUGUAAUAAUUUAACACUAUUCUAUGCGUCAACUCCGAUCGUGUCAAUUUGAUUCAACGAAACUAUUGCUGUUGUCGUUAUGUUAAGAUGUUACUUUGUGGGAAAUUUAGCGGUAAAAUGUUAGGGCUAUUUUACUGUAUUUUCACAUACUCUAAUAGUCUCAAAUAAAGCAACAGCUUGGCUGUAGGGAGAAGAGACUUCCUCUCUGA